UCCCCAAGAAAGAUCGCAAGCGCCGAAAGGGCACGAACGUCGAUCCUACGAUGCAAGACCCAGUGCCGUCGUCGUCGCUACCGCCACCGCAGCCAACUCGCGCUUCUUCAAGUCGACGACGUCGAAGGGUAAAUAAGACUUUACCAAUCGUCCUAGACGUGAACAUCGUCAAUGCCAUGUUCAGGGCAAAGCGAGUUAUCACCAGAAGCGCUAAACAACCGACGAGUACGCUACCGAUUCACGAAGAAUUGCCGGAUGAUUGGGACAUGUUAACGUUCAAACUCGUGCUACCGGGGAGCGUCAUCAAGAAGCUGAUUCACUUGACGGUCUUCUACGCAGUACAUGCCACCGAAUCUGACGAGUUAAUCAAACCUUAUUUGCCAUACCUGGAAGUGAAGGCUGUGAAGGACAUUCAGGAGAAACCCGUUGCGCUAGAUUUAAUCACCCUGCUUAAGAAAACGAUCGACGAGCUAAAUACAAAAAUACUACAGCCACUAACUAGAGAGUCUGACAGGAGUAAAUUGUUCUACUAUCGUUCCGGAACAGACAUUGCCUCAAGAGCGCAUACGACCCUACAACCGAUCAUACUAACCACAUUUUCAUACGAGCCGACUUGGAGUAUGGGGUUCAACCUUUUUAACGGAUACACGACUCCGUUGUAUUAUCCCUAUCACUACACCGUUUCCAAGGGCCACGGCCAAACAAUCGGCCGCAGAGCCCUACUGGAAUACUUCCUCAUUCCGGCGCUUACUUCGUACGAAGUUCGUAGCAACAUUAGGGACGUACUCAUCAAAACACCAUCCGACCAACAAGACGCUAUCGUCGAGCGAGUAAUCAAAACGAUUAAAGCGCUUUGCACCUUACCCGUAUUCCAAUGUGAUGUAAACCUCUGGGAGAGUGUGGGUAAAUUUGUAGAAAAGCAAAAGGAUGAUUUGGAAGCGAUGAAAGAGCUGAUUAGCCGGCUCUGUGCUCACCCUAACAUCUGGGAGAACCCACAGGCGUACGCAACGGGAGUACAAACUGCAAAUUCUCGUGUGCCACGAGAGACGCUGAGAGAGUUUCUAACAAACAUUUUUUUUUCGCGUCAAAACACGGGUAACCAGCAUGACACUUCCCUGUUAGAAGCGUCGUUCUUUUUUUACGUUACUUAUAAAGUGAUUAAGUUCAAAAAACCCAUGGUCUGCACGUUCAUAAUCGAAUGUACGAAUGUGGACGUGCUCGCCGCGUUUUACAUGCGCAUGCGCGCUAUAUUGGACCCAUACAACAUGAAGUUGAACACCGCAGUUUCAUUGUUCAUGGUUAGACACAACAUCGAAAGUAUCACGGACGCAAACUUAGGCACAGUGAACGCUACUAUGAAACGCGCACAGGCUGGAAAGCGCACAGCCAUAGGGUUUUCCCACGUGAGUCGAUACACGCCCCCAAAUUCCAAAAUUACAAGCCGUGGGAAUAGGAAGAUCUACAUUUUCCAUCUCACACACUCCUGUGAAUCGAGUAAGGAGGAUGCGUUUGCAAAUCGAUUUCUGAAUCCACAAGCAUUUGCCGACAUGUUUAGCACGCUGCUAAGCAUAUACAGUGAAAAGAACAUGGACAUCACAAAUUCGACAAUACACGAGUGGUCUAAUCGAUACCUCAGUGAAGUCUUCGAUUCGGUCCACAUUUUCAACAAAAUAAUCCCAUCGAGUUCUAACUUUCCUGCCACUUCGAACCCCCGACGACGCCGACACUCUGAAAUGGACCAAGAAGAUGUCGGCGACAUGAUCGAAGCGAAAAUCCAACACAUGACUGAUUCGACGAAUCCAUGGGCCAACGGAGAAGAAGCGGUGGCGGCAGAAGAUGCGCAAUGGCUGAGUACUCUGGACAGCGCAGCAUCUCCGUCGCGUCAGUACUUCACCCAUACCACUACGGUUCCAUCAGAAUGCCCUGUCCCCAACGAGCGACAAGUCGUUGCCGAAGACAAAGGCGAAGGGGUGGAGAAAUCUGUUCACCUUCAAGAUGAACCAGCCUGGCGAACUCCCGUGACGCCAAAGGAUGUAUCCUAAUCCACCCCACGCGGGACACCCAAUCCAGUGAUCGUCAAAGAACCCCGGUCUAUUCAUACAUCAGCCGUGAAAAGGAGGAGCACACGUAAUAAUAUAUACAACAGCCCGCAGCAAUUCCGAGGUAUAAAUUCAGAUACUUACAAUUUUGAACCAUGAUUAUUGAAAAUGAUAAUGAGAGCGAAAGCAAGAAUGUCCCAAAUUAUAUCUUGUGAAUUAUGGAGACAAUCCUAGCGAUAGUGACGAAGCAUUUCCACAGUAAUUUGUAUACGCUGACAUAACAACGGAUCGAUAUCAGAGCACUCAUUCUCGCGCGAUAAACACGACACGAGAGACAUUGACGAGUUAUUGUAUUCUGGAUCGGAUACUACUAGUGAAACGGUAGACAGUGAUAAACCUUUAUCUGACAGGGAAACGGACGACGAGAAACCACCUCCUUCCAAGAAAAGAAGAAGAAUUAUAAGCCCGGGGAUUCACGAAGAUGGUCAAGUUCCUGGACUUCAAGAACAAAAAUGUGUGUCAAAGAAAAAUUGCCUGAUGUUAUUGAACAAUAAAAAAAAAUUAAA
Messenger RNA from Ixodes scapularis (black-legged tick), 2605 nucleotides. RefSeq lists its product as uncharacterized. The transcript has 5 exons. The coding region runs from base 51 to 2042 and encodes 663 amino acids. The record is from RefSeq and is a predicted model, not a curated record. NCBI's taxonomy places the organism in Eukaryota, Metazoa, Arthropoda, Arachnida, Ixodida, Ixodidae.